Molecule: messenger RNA, 596 nt
Organism: Paramecium sonneborni
Lineage: Eukaryota; Ciliophora; Oligohymenophorea; Peniculida; Parameciidae
Source: the annotation of a GenBank genome assembly
AUUCAAUGCGUAAUCUAACCCCUGAUAAAGCAUUCAGAUUGAAAAAGCAGAGUAUUUUCGAAUUGAACUUUAGUGAAGAACCUAAAUCAAAUAAAAUACAUAGCCGAUAAAUAAAUCAACAACCAUUGGAAACUUUAUUCUAAGCCUACACAAAAAAUAGAGUUAUUAAAUUAAAGGAAACACAUCACAUGCAUUGCAAAAUUCAAUCUCUUAAAUCAAAACUAAUUAGAAUAUUUAAGGAUAAUAGAUAAUAAUCACCUCAUGAUGUAUUCACAGAUUAAAAAGGAAAAUAAAUAUUAGAAGAAUUAAAAGAAUCUCAUAUUCUUAACAUGUAAGGGUUAUAAAGAAUGGUAAACUCUAAUGAAAAAAAUCCAUUUUUCUUAAAUUAGCCUAGACACUCUAGUGGAUUAAGAAAAUGUUAUUUUAGAUAUCCUACUGAUGCUUUUGAGAAAUUAGAUAGAAGUACUGCUGUUACUCCAUAACCUUUACUAAGAAGGUAUACUCCUUUACUCAAGCCAAGAGUAAGAAAUUCUGAAUAAUGGAAUGAAUUAAAUGCUUGGCAAACUAAAGAUGAGUCUACCACAAAUUUAUUUUGA